AUGGAGGCGCACGCGUCCAGCGCGGGGCUGCUAUCGCUACCUCCAGAGAUCAUCGACAGCAUCGCGAGCUACGCGGCCAUGUCUGAUACAUCGUUUGCCUCUUCGUCCACGUCUGCGCCGUGCAGUUUCCUCUACGAUCCGUCGCUUCGGCAGUCCAAAGUGGUGACCCCGCCUACAGAUCUGCACGCACUUCAACUGGUAUGCAGACGUCUCCAUUCGCUCCUCAGCCUCGAGUCGAAUCCGCGUCUGUACGCAAGGGUGUUUCGCAGCAAGUUCGAUACCGCCGCCAUCGGUCGUCGCUUUGGCAAAUCCGCACUCACAUCGCACAACCUCGCCAACGAGCUUCGUCGACGCUGCAUCUUGCUCAAACGCAUCCGACGCUGCGUCAUUACAGCUGUACAGCUUCUCGAUACGGGUGCUUCACUCAGCGAGGACGAGAGCUCGAUUACCGAGAUGCUCUGGCUUGCCUAUCUCAUGAUGUUGGAGAACGAUGGUCUCAACUACGAACAGCUUUGCUGGGCACAACUGCAUAGCUUUUUGGCGCUUCACCAUGCUACUGUGAUGUUGGACAGUGCAGUUUCAUCUGGCUAUCCGUCCGAUGCGGUUCACAAGGCGUUGGCAUUGCAUCUAGUCUACUUGUUGACCGAUCCGGAGCAGUUGGCGUUUGAGCCGAAAGGAGAAGCAGUCGAGAGGCUGUUUGUGUUGCGUCCGUUCGUGUUUGCAGCUCACAAGUUUGACGCAUUUAUGGCACCGUGGACGCUUCGCAAGCUGCCCAUCACGACGCAUGCAAGCCGUGGCAAAGCUAGCGAUACCAACGACGAUCGUGCACGGUCUUAUGGCACGGCGCACGAGGCGACGCCGAAUAGCGCGCCAACGGUGGCGACGAAUCCAUUCCUAGCCGAUCUUGCGCCUCGCGAUCGGACGUGCGUGGUGGAUCAUGUUGGGGGGCAGCUACGCAUUGCAGCGCCUAUUCUGGCGCAAGGCGCAUGCUUUUCGUUUUUCAUGAAGGUCGAAAAGGACCCGGCUGUGUUGGGCAUGGCUGCGCUUUCGGAUCCCGACGAUCCCAGUUCGGUCACCACGAUGCAUCAACCGGCUGCAACGCGCCCACCACUCUCACUUGCUUCCACGGACCAUGACAAGGACGUGGCGCGUCUGCUGUCGUGCCUCGACCCACGCAGCUCGCCCGGUCUGCCGCCGCUAUUUUUCAAGGGCAUGUUCGAAGGCAUCUGGGAAGGAAGGUUCAGCUUCUUCGAUUUCGAUUCGUACCGCGAGAUGCUGGCGGGACGAAUGCGAAGUCUGUACGAAGGGCCGUUCGGGGAACAACCUCAGAUCUGGAAGAUCAAGGAGAAGAUUGUUCGACUCGGUGCUGGCCAAGUGGAAGGUGGCACAGGCAGUAUUUUGGCAGCCGGAUAUGCGUCGACCGAGUCGCACACGGAUGCUUCCGCCGCCGCUGCCACUGCAGCGUCAUCUGCGCUGGAUGCAAAGGGCAAAUCCAAGGCGUUGCCGCAAGAUUGGGACCGAUAUCCCUGUUUUCCAGACGAAGAUGGUAGCGAGAGGUACGAGAUCUUGCUCUCCGGAACCGGUCAUUCUGCAUGGGGCAGAUUUGUGGUUCGUGGCAGGGUGCGCAGUUGGGAUGGAAUGCUGAUCAUGACCAAGGAGUAUCGUCCUGACGGCAGGGGCAAGUGGCUCUACAGAGGCUACAGCGUCGCUGGUGGCAAACUCGUCGGUAGAUGGAGAGACACCUUUACCCCGGAUGACAUGUAUGGUUACGAAGGAUGUUUUCUCUUCCAACGACGCGGAGGCGUCUAA
Mycosarcoma maydis (corn smut) is the source of this 1809-nucleotide messenger RNA. RefSeq lists its product as uncharacterized. The coding region runs from base 1 to 1809 and encodes 602 amino acids. The transcript has a single exon. The record is from RefSeq and is a predicted model, not a curated record. NCBI's taxonomy places the organism in Eukaryota, Fungi, Basidiomycota, Ustilaginomycetes, Ustilaginales.